Messenger RNA from Wallemia mellicola CBS 633.66, 618 nucleotides. RefSeq lists its product as hypothetical. The coding region runs from base 1 to 618 and encodes 205 amino acids. The record is from RefSeq and is a predicted model, not a curated record. The transcript is spliced from 3 exons. NCBI's taxonomy places the organism in Eukaryota, Fungi, Basidiomycota, Wallemiomycetes, Wallemiales, Wallemiaceae.
AUGCAUAAAAUAAUCAACCUCGAGCAUAUCAUCAAAAAAUCACAACAAGAGCUUGAUUCACUUAAGUCAAGCAUUUCGAACACUCACACAAAGAUAAAAACACAAACACAAACCUCGUCGACAAAGAGUCGGUCACAAAGGCCAAUAAACCCACCAAGUCUACCAACUGCAUCGAGAAGACCAUCAGCGAGGGAGAUAAACGAUUAUAACUCUGUUUACCUCAUGCAGACAGGCCAAGCUCAGCCUGUGCACCCAAUUGAAAAUGCGUAUUAUGUUCAGCAGCAGCAUGAAAAGUAUAGAAAGUAUCAGGAAUACCAGCAAUACUUGCAAUACCAACGUUAUCAACAAUACGGAGAUAAUCAGAGAUACCCAUAUGGUUAUACAUACGGCAAUCAGCAACAAAGAUACCCUUCGCAAUACCCUACUCAUCCUCUUCAAUACCACUCACAGUACUCAUAUAAUACCCAAGCUCACCCUAAAAAAAUACAACCAUCACCAUUCGAUCAUUGCACGAGCGAAGACAUAGACAAACUCGUAGCAGAAGGCAAAACAACUUGGGAGGAAGUUGAUGAAAUUGAUCGUCGUUGUUGGAUCAACCUACCACCUCUAUCAAACUAG